This is a messenger RNA of Engraulis encrasicolus (European anchovy), 2846 nucleotides long. RefSeq names its product piggyBac transposable element-derived protein 4-like. The transcript is spliced from 3 exons. The record is from RefSeq and is a predicted model, not a curated record. Bases 876 to 2846 code for a protein of 656 amino acids. NCBI's taxonomy places the organism in Eukaryota, Metazoa, Chordata, Actinopteri, Clupeiformes, Engraulidae.
GCCAUUUUGUUUUAAAAAAAAUAAAGAAUUUGUUGUCCUAUAGACUGUACACAAGCUUAUAAUGGUCAUACCACACACCGUUCGAAAGCUGAGAACGUCAGCUUUCAUAUGAACCCAUCCUCAAAGAUCAACACUCUCCACACAGCUAACAGUGGGCUAAUCUUCUCUGUGUGUGAUGUCAUCAAAAUUGCAACCGAAAACGGGGUGUACUUACCUUUGAAAAUUUCUCAAUAUUCCCAACGAAUGUUUUAUGGUCCAAGAUUUCUUCUCUGAGUCAUCCAGUGUCCACAAUGUUGGAAUAUCCAGGCCAUUUACUUCAAAUCCUUGUGUUUUUGUGAUAAUCCCAAUGUUUCUUGGCUUCCUGCAUACGUUGUGUAAUUGUAUUUCUUCACUACAAGCGUCUUUGAAGACGAAGGAAUCCACUCCACCGCACGAAAUGCGCAAAACAGUGCCUGAAUGAUGUUCUCGAAGGUCUUAGCUUUUGAUUGACACCACCCACGAGCCAAUCGGAUCCUCCUAUGGAAAGUUACAGGCGAUUGAAGACCAAUAGGGCACUGCUAUUCAAAUCUGACCUCCCGUCUUUACCUCGCCAUUGGCGUAGGACAGUGAGAGUUUCGGGUUUCAUGAGUCACUGAAUAUUAUAGUUGAGAUUCAUAGCUUUCAAACGAGCUAUCACUCGACUGCCUUGGACUUACAGAGAACCACCCACUUGCUGUUUUCGAUGUUUGCGUAAUUGCUCGCGUAAACAGCAAGCUGUAGAGUUUUGAGAGGACGCACGGUUACGCGAGAGAACAGUAGACUUUACACAGACUUCGGAAGACAGCACGGGACAUACAGUUUGCGUACAGUCUUACAGACAGUCUACUGCAUGCAAAAUGUCUGGUAAGAAGGCAACGAGCAAGAAGAAGAAUGUUGCUGGCCCAACUAAGAUGACUGCUCAACAGGCAGCCGAAUGGAUUUUACAAUCCAGCGACGAAGAGUCCGACGCAGGGAGCAUGUCAUCGGUUGACUCUGUGGCAUUUUUGGAAGGACUCGAUCCAGCCUUGGAGAUAUCCUCUGAUGCAGACUGGCUCCCUGAACAGGAGGAGGAGGAGGGGGAGGAGGAGGAGAGCCAGGUGGAGAAAGAGGGGCAGAGAGUUGGUGAGGAGGAAGGAGACGAUCAACCAUCAGCCUCUUCGCCGGCUACCACCAGAGCAAGGAAGAGGAAAGCAGCGCAGCCAUCCAGCGCCACACCUGCCACCAAGAGAGGCAGAGGAAGAGGGAGAGGAAGAGGAAGAGGAAGAGGAAGAGGACAGGGAAGGCGACAGGAGCCAGAGGGAAAUGGUCAGCCAUGGCAGGGGAUGGACGUGGAUGACAUCAUACCACCACAACCAUCAUUCAACCCCGCUCGCGCUCCAGGGCCCCAGGUCGUGGGGGGGGUGCAAUACACCAUACUGCAACUCUUCAUGCUCUUCAUGACAAGAAACACCCUACAGACAAUAGUAAAUCACUCUAACAUAUAUGGACAAAGGAACCACCCUCAUAGAUGGCAUCAGAUGUCCCUGGAGGAUCUGCUUUCAUAUAUUGGUAUGGUGAUUUACAUGGGCCUAGUUGGGGCCAAGUCUGUAAGGGACUACUGGGCGAAGAACGAACUUUACAAUUUCCCCUUCCCCACAUCUAUGUUGUCCGGGAGAAGAUUUGCAGCUGUCUCCAGCAUGCUGCAUAUUAGCCACCCAGACAGUGAUGCAGAGAAUGACAGGAGGAGGGGAACACAGGCCUACGAUCGUCUGUGCAAGAUCCGCCCUCUCUAUGACGAGAUUAGGACCGCGUGUAAAGCUCACUACCAUCCCCAACAACACAUUGCAGUGGAUGAAAGGAUGGUGAAAUCAAAAGCCCGCUCCAUCCUCCGCCAGUAUAUGAAAGACAAGCCCACUAAGUGGGGGUAUAAACUUUUUGUGCUGGCAGAUUCAUCAAACGGAUACACAUGGGACUUUUUUGUAUAUGAGGGGAGAAACAUGGCACUUCAAAAGGGGCUCAGCUAUGAUUCAGUCAUGAAUCUCGUGGACACGCGUGUGCUUGGCCAGGGCUAUAAGCUCUAUGUGGACAACUUCUAUACUAGCCCUACCCUGUUCAAGGACCUCCUGGCCGAGAAGGUAUGGGCUUGUGGAACAAUUAGAGAACAGCGAAUAGGCUACCCGAGAAGACGUCCAGGAGCUCUCACCUCUCAGUCACCACGUGGUACCAUCCGCUGGAUAAGAGAUGAUCCCGUUCUUUUUGUCCAGUGGAAGGACACGAGGGACGUCCGCUUGUGCUCCACAAUGCACACAGCCCACAACCCACAGACCACCGUUCAGAGGAGGGUCAGAGGGACAGAUGGCCGGUGGCAGCUGAAGUCCAUCCCUGCCCCACCAGCUGUCACUGAUUAUAACAAACAUAUGGGGGGAGUGGACCUCUCUGAUGCCAUGAUCGGGUUUUACAACACCGUUCACAAGACCAGGAAGUGGCACAGGACGUUCUUCUAUCACUUUCUGGACAUUGCCAUCGUGAACGCCUUUGUACUUCAUUCCUGUAUGGCAGCAGAGAGGCAUGAGACCCCCCUUACACAGAAGGCGUUCCGGGAGGCCCUGGUGUUGGAGCUGAAGGCAGCGGGGUCACCUUCAACUGACCCUCCUCCAUCACCUGCUCCAGCUCCCCAAGGUGCACAUCACAAACUGAGGCACUACACGGAAGAUGGCACAGCAGGGAGGCGGAGGUGUGUGAACUGUUCCCUGAAGAGCACCACAGAGUGCACUUCAUGCCAGGUAGUGCUGUGCUUUACGGUGAAGAGGGACUGCUACAAUGAGUGGCAUACAAAGAACAAUUUGUAG